GCGGGCGCGGGGCAUUGUGGGGCCGGGAGCGAGCAGCCGCCGCGAUGAUGCCAACGCCGGUUAUCCUGCUGAAGGAGGGCACGGACACCUCGCAGGGCAUCCCGCAGCUGGUCAGCAACAUCAACGCGUGCCAGGUGAUCGCCGAGGCCGUGCGCACCACGCUGGGCCCGCGCGGCAUGGACAAGCUCAUCGUGGACGAUCGGGGCAAAGCCACCAUCUCCAACGACGGUGCCACCAUCCUGAAGCUGCUGGACGUCGUCCACCCGGCCGCCAAGACCUUGGUGGACAUCGCCAAAUCCCAGGAUGCUGAGGUGGGCGAUGGCACCACGUCGGUGACGCUGCUGGCAGCCGAGUUCCUGAAGCAGGUGAAGCCCUACGUGGAGGAGGGGCUGCAUCCCCAGAUCAUCAUCCGUGCCUUCCGCACGGCCACGCAGCUGGCUGUGAACAAGAUCAAAGACAUCGCUGUCUCCGUGAAGAAGGAGGAUAAAGAUGAGCAGAGGAGUCUCCUGGAAAAGUGUGCAGCCACAGCCCUGAGCUCCAAGCUCAUCUCCCAGAGCAAGGAGUUUUUCUCCAAGAUGGUUGUCGAUGCUGUGAUGAUGUUGGAUGACUUGUUGCAGCUCAAGAUGAUCGGGAUAAAGAAGGUGCAAGGAGGAGCUUUGGAAGACUCACAGCUGGUGGCUGGAGUUGCCUUCAAGAAAACCUUCUCCUAUGCUGGGUUUGAGAUGCAGCCCAAGAAGUACCAGUCCCCCAAAAUCGCCCUGCUCAACGUGGAGCUGGAGCUGAAAGCUGAGAAGGACAACGCCGAGAUCAGAGUCAACACGGUGGAGGAUUACCAGGCCAUCGUGGACGCAGAGUGGAACAUCCUGUAUGACAAACUGGACAAGAUCCACAAGUCAGGAGCCAAGGUGGUCCUGUCCAAGCUCCCCAUUGGGGACGUGGCCACGCAGUACUUCGCUGACAGGGACAUGUUCUGUGCCGGCCGCGUCCCGGACGAGGAUCUCAAGAGGACCAUGAUGGCCUGUGGGGGAUCCAUCCAGACCAGUGUCAAUGCCCUGUCGGAUGAUGUGCUGGGCCGCUGUGAGCUCUUUGAGGAGACUCAGAUCGGGGGAGAGAGGUACAACUUCUUCACGGGCUGCCCCAAGGCCAAGACGUGCACCAUCAUUCUGCGCGGCGGCGCCGAGCAGUUCAUGGAGGAGACGGAGCGCUCCCUGCACGACGCCAUCAUGAUCGUCAGGAGGGCCAUCAAGAACGACUCGGUGGUGGCGGGCGGCGGGGCCAUCGAGAUGGAGCUCUCCAAGUUCCUGCGGGACUACUCGCGCACCAUCCCGGGCAAGCAGCAGCUGCUGAUCGGCGCCUACGCCAAGGCCCUGGAGAUCAUCCCCCGGCAGCUCUGCGACAACGCCGGCUUCGACGCCACCAACAUCCUCAACAAGCUGCGCGCCAAGCACGCCCAGGGCGGGAUGUGGUAUGGCGUGGACGUGACCAACGAGGACAUAGCUGACAAUUUCUCGGCCUGCGUGUGGGAGCCGGCCGUGGUGCGCAUCAACGCGCUGACGGCCGCCUCGGAGGCCGCGUGCCUCAUCGUGUCCGUGGACGAGACCAUCCGCAACCCCCGCUCCACCGUGGACGCCGGCGCCGCUCCCCGCGGCCGCGGCCGGGCCCGGCCCCACAACCACUGAGCGACGGUGACGCCGCCAUGGCGGCUGCUCCGUCCCCUUCCCCGCGCUCGGCAGCCCGGGCGGGCCGCGGGCACGGCAGCUCCUGCCCUGGCAGCUCCUGCCCCGGCAGCUCCUGCCCCGGCAGCUCCUGCCCCGGCAGCUCCUGCCCUGGCAGCUCCUGCCCCGG
Molecule: messenger RNA, 1845 nt
Organism: Lonchura striata (white-rumped munia)
Lineage: Eukaryota; Metazoa; Chordata; Aves; Passeriformes; Estrildidae
Gene: CCT7
Product: chaperonin containing TCP1 subunit 7
Biological process (GO): protein folding
Molecular function (GO): ATP-dependent protein folding chaperone; ATP binding; ATP hydrolysis activity
Source: RefSeq, a predicted model, not a curated record